AGACGGACGGGCGCCCAGGGCUCGCUGAGACCUUUCCUGACCCUGCUUAGGARGAGGCGGCGUUGUCCAAGCACAGGUGCCGCCUUUCCCCGGCAGCUUCUCCCGGCGGGGCAGSGUCGUCUGCCCCUGCAGCGUUGGGGUCUCCUCGUCCCCUCGGAGAAGCGAGGGGCAGAGCGGGAGCGGACGGCGGAAGAUGCUGUGCCUCACGGUAGCCUUCCAGUUGCUGCUGGUGCUGGUGCUGUGCAAGCAGGGCACAGAGAGGUGUCCUUCAGCCUUCUGCGAGUGCUCCGACUGGGAGGAGUACAAAAUCACUUGCAGGGACAUCCACUACAUUCCCAGCCUUCCAGAGGACACCCAGACCCUGAGGUUUAUGGAGACUCAUCUAAGAACAAUUCCAAGAGAUGCUUUUUCCAAUCUCCCCAACAUCUCUAGGAUCUACAUCUCUAUAGAUGAAACACUUCAGAGUCUGGAGGCCCAUUCCUUCAACAGUUUAAGCAAAGUCACUCACAUUGAAAUUCGAAAUCUUAGAAACUUGGAUUACAUAGAUCCAGAUGCCUUUAAGAACCUCCCACUUUUGAAAUACCUUGGUAUUUUUAAUACUGGACUCAAAGUAUUUCCAGACCUCAACAAAAUCUAUUCAUUUGAUGUGAAUUUUUUGCUUGAAAUUGCAGAUAAUCCUUAUAUGACUUCAGUGCCUGCAAAUGCUUUCCAUGGGCUUUGUAAUGAAUCUCUAACCCUCAAACUCUACAAUAACGGUUUUACCAGUAUUCAAGGCCAUGCUUUUAACGGGACAAAUCUGGAUGCUAUCUAUCUGCACAAGAACAAAUACCUGGAAGUUAUCAAUGAUGAUGCAUUUCUGGGAGUGCACAGUGGGCCAACUCUACUGGACAUCUCCAGAACAGCUGUUGCCAACCUUCCAGCCAAAGGAUUGGAAAGCCUAAAAGAGCUAAUAACCAAAAAUACAUGGACUUUAAAGAAAUUACCAGCUGUAAAGAUAUUUCUUCAGCUAAUGCGAGCUGACCUAUCAUAUCCAAGUCACUGCUGUGCUUUCAAGAGCUGGAAAAAAAAAAGUGGGAUCCUGGAGUAUCUGAUGUGUAACCAGAGCAGCCACAGCUUUCAUAAGAGAUCAGUCAAAGCUCUCAGAGACCCAUUUUACAAAGAUUAUGCAGAAGAAUACACAGACCACACCGAUGCCGUGUAUGACAUAGACAGCAAGUUCACAAAUUUUCAUGAAAAUCCCCAUUCUUACAUUUUUUUGGAAGAGCGUGGAGAAGGAAAUCUUGGCUUUGGCAAAGAGCUCAAGAACCCUCAAAUGGAAGAUGUCCAGACCUUUGACAGUCAUUAUGACUAUCCUGUCUGUGGAGGCAAUGAAGAUGUAAUAUGCACACCAGAGCCUGAUGAGUUUAAUCCCUGUGAGGAUAUAAUGGGAUACCAAUUUCUGAGGAUUGUGGUGUGGUUUGUGAACCUGCUUGCCAUCCUAGGCAACGUUUUUGUCCUUUUAAUCCUUCUAACCAGUCAUUAUAAACUGACCGUGCCUCGCUUUUUGAUGUGUAACUUGGCCUUUGCUGACUUUUGCAUGGGGUUAUACCUCCUUCUGAUCGCUUCCGUGGAUCUUCACACCAGGUCAGAGUACUAUAACCAUGCCAUAGAGUGGCAGACUGGGCCUGGCUGCAACACAGCCGGGUUUUUCACAGUGUUUGCCAGUGAACUUUCUGUGUACACUCUGACYGUCAUCACCCUGGAGCGCUGGUACGCCAUCACCUUCGCCAUGCGCCCCGACCGCAAGAUCCGCCUGCGGCACGCCGUGCUCAUCAUGCUGGGGGGGUGGCUCUCCUGCAUCCUGCUCGCCCUCUUGCCACUGGCUGGUGUCAGCAGCUACAGCAAAGUCAGCAUCUGCUUGCCYAUGGACACUGAAACACCAGUGGCCGAAGCCUACAUUGUCUUCGUUUUAAUAUGUAACAUCAUUGCUUUUGUCAUCAUCUGUGCCUGCUAYGUAAAAAUCUACCUGACGGUACGAAACCCCCAGUACAAGUCAGGGGACAAAGACACCAAAAUUGCCAAGCGGAUGGCCGUGUUGAUUUUCACAGACUUUCUGUGCAUGGCUCCCAUCUCCUUCCACGCUUUAUCUGCCAUUAUGAACAAACCACUGAUAACUGUCAGCAAUUCCAAGAUUUUGCUGGUACUUUUCUACCCACUCAAUUCUUGUGCCAACCCCUUUCUUUAUGCUAUUUUCACCAAAGCUUUCCGUAGAGAUGUAUUUAUCCUACUAAGCAAGUUUGGUUUAUGUGAGCAUCAGGCCCAAGUCUACAGAGGUCAGACAAUCUCAGCCAAAAACAGCAGUGGGUCUUACGGGCAGAGAAUCAGCCGAGGGGUAGGUCAGAUUCUUACAAGCAUUCAAGACCCAGUCAAUGAUUACCUUCCUGCUGGGACCGUGCAGAACCAAAUUCUCAUGGAAGAAUACAAGCAAACUGAGCUAUAACAUCUCAAAGUAUCCCAGCUGAAAUCCGGUCAACAGGUGACUGUGCACACAAUAAAUCAAGUGAGAAGACAA
Malurus melanocephalus (red-backed fairy wren) is the source of this 2551-nucleotide messenger RNA. It is a transcript of the gene TSHR, whose product is annotated as thyroid stimulating hormone receptor. The transcript has 10 exons. NCBI's taxonomy places the organism in Eukaryota, Metazoa, Chordata, Aves, Passeriformes, Maluridae. The coding region runs from base 194 to 2479 and encodes 761 amino acids. The record is from RefSeq and is a predicted model, not a curated record. Gene Ontology annotation, biological process: G protein-coupled receptor signaling pathway. Gene Ontology annotation, cellular component: membrane. Gene Ontology annotation, molecular function: thyroid-stimulating hormone receptor activity.